AUGAGUUCCGACCUGCAAGACUUCGGAGACGACGUGGCGCGAAUGCUCUCACAAGAUGCCUACUCUGUUUUCCUUGAUGCUACUGGUGUUAAAAGGGCCGAUGGUGCACGACUACCCUCCAAUUUCCCAUCCGAAGACCGGUUCAAUCGUGUUCAGCCACUUCCCCUGUGGGAAAGUGAGACGUGGGUUGCCGCUACUGUUUUUGACGGACACUCUGGAUGGCAGGCAGCCGACCAUCUCGAGAAGGAGCUUUUGAAAGUGGUGAAAAGGAAGCUGAACAAACUACAGCUUGAGCCACGCGAUGAAGAGAUUCAUAAUGAACAGCAAGACAAUAAAAAGACCCAGGAGGACUUACAAAAGGAGAAGAGGGACAAGGAGUCCCGAGACGACGAAAAGAUUCAGGAGGCCAUCAAACAGUCCUUCACAGAACUUGACGGCUCCAUCAUCAACGAUUUUAUAGCCUGCGCGCAUAACGAGAAAAUGGCUUUCAAGGACAAAGUAACAUACGCCCAGAUUGCGAAUUCUGGGUCGUGUGCCCUGCUGAUACUAUACGACCCCGUUACAAAGACCUUGUACACGGCAUGUACGGGUGACUCUAGAGCUGUUCUCGGUCAGCAGGAAUCGGACGGCAAUUGGCUGCCACAAGCACUCUCUGAGGACCAAUCACUCGACAAUGAAGCCGAGGUGGCGAGAAUUAGAGCUGCACACAAAGAGGAGCCGGACGUUGUAAAGGACGGAGCUGUUCUGGGGCUGCGAGUUGCCCGCGCCUUCGGAAACUUUCGGUGGAAGGCAUCGCAUGAUGCACAGCACAAACUCGGCCGUAUUUUUACGACGAGCAAGGGGAUGGAGGAAAAGGAGAUUCCUUCGCCGCCGUACCUGAUAGCCGAACCUGUUGUGACGGUCAGGAAACUAGGCGACAAGCCGUCCAUCGUCAUCCUGGCGACUGACGGGUUUUGGGAUUCUGUCGACAACGGCGAGGGGGUGGACCUUGUGGUGAUGUGGCUGGAGGCCCAGCUGGAGAGCAGUAUGGAGGAGAUGAAGAUGAAGUUGAGGAUGGCACCACCUACUUCGUGGUGGAGGAGCAAGACUUUGGGGCAAAUCGAAUACGCUCCUGGAUUUGAUUUUUCUAGCAGGUUCCACGAGAUCAUGGAAUGUAGAUUUGAUAUGAGGUAUAACUACACCAGGACGAUAUUGAAGGACCUGGACAAUGUCGCGGUGCAUCUGCUGCGCAAUGCCUGCGGCGGCAACCAUCGAGAGUUCUUGGAGGGUUCACUCGCCUACCAGGCACCUUUUUCGAGAAAUAUCAGAGACGACAUGACUGUUCAAGUUCUUUUGUUCUGA
Messenger RNA from Cordyceps militaris CM01, 1341 nucleotides. RefSeq names its product Protein phosphatase 2C. The transcript has a single exon. Gene Ontology annotation, biological process: protein dephosphorylation. The coding region runs from base 1 to 1341 and encodes 446 amino acids. NCBI's taxonomy places the organism in Eukaryota, Fungi, Ascomycota, Sordariomycetes, Hypocreales, Cordycipitaceae. Gene Ontology annotation, molecular function: protein serine/threonine phosphatase activity. The record is from RefSeq and is a predicted model, not a curated record.